Messenger RNA from Xiphias gladius (swordfish), 1635 nucleotides. RefSeq names its product peptide methionine sulfoxide reductase MsrA 1 (gene msrab). Gene Ontology annotation, biological process: cellular response to oxidative stress. The transcript has 6 exons. Gene Ontology annotation, molecular function: peptide-methionine (S)-S-oxide reductase activity. The record is from RefSeq and is a predicted model, not a curated record. Gene Ontology annotation, cellular component: cytoplasm. NCBI's taxonomy places the organism in Eukaryota, Metazoa, Chordata, Actinopteri, Istiophoriformes, Xiphiidae. The coding region runs from base 40 to 795 and encodes 251 amino acids.
CUCCCUCAUCCCCGCCGUAAAACGCAACAGCGUGGCGUUAUGGAGGCAUCCCGGAAGACUCAGCCAUUUUCACAGUUGUUCUCCCAAACACAAGCACACACGGUCUGGCUGCUUCUGGUUUCUGUGUCGCUCGCUGCCGCCGGCUCAAUGUCAGAUAAGACUCAGCUGCCAAGCAGAGACCGAGCUCUGAAGGGAAGGGAGGAGAAAAUGGUCGUGGCAGACAAGCAUGCAGUCAGUGGGAAUCCCACUUUGGAGCCUUUUCCAGAAGGCAUGGAGACCAUCAUGUUUGGUAUGGGCUGUUUCUGGGGAGCAGAGAGACUUUUCUGGCGGCUUCCAGGGGUCUUCUCGACACAAGUGGGCUACGCUGGUGGCUUUACAACCAACCCCACCUACCACGAGGUCUGCUCAGGUCUGACAGGUCACACUGAGGUGGUGAGGGUGGUCUUCUCCCCUAAAGACAUCAGCCUUGAGGAACUGCUUAAACGCUUUUGGGAGAGCCACGAUCCUACACAAGGUAUGAGGCAGCAGAAUGACCAGGGUACUCAGUAUCGUUCAGCCAUUUACACAUCCAACCCCCCUCAACAGGAGCUUGCACUGAAGAGCAAAGUGGCCUUCCAGCAGGAGUUGGAUAAAAAAGGCUACGGUCCCAUCACAACAGAGAUCCUGGAGGGGCAGCAGUUUUACUACGCUGAGGACUAUCACCAGCAGUACCUGAAGAAGGUACCUAAAGGCUAUUGUGGCCUCAAAGGCACUGGCAUCUCAUGUCCCAUUGGAGGCAGAAAGGAUGAACUGUGAGACUAUGAAGUGAGAGAGAAAAGGAUCACUUGUCGGAUGAGGAUUUUUGUAGGUUCUAAUGUCGUCAUUUACUGUUCUUAAUAUUUUAUUGUUACAAGUAUUUGAUACACUGUUUAAAAAAAUACGUAUUUCUAGUGUAUCUGUCAGUAUUUUUAGCAUAAGACCAUAUUAGUCAAAUCAUGAAUUCAUUACUAAGCCUCAGGGAAUUUUUCUGUUCAAAGCUUCAAUAAGUCCGUGCUGUCUGUCAGUUAUAGGGAAUAUUUACAGUUUACAGCAAGGACAUUUUCUCUGUGUAGCACUGUUCAAACAAAAAAAGCAAUUCAAAGUUCUUUAUGUAAGAUUUUAAAAAAUAUUUAAAAAAAAAAAACAAAAGACAAUAAGAAGACAAUAAGAAAGGAAAAUAAAAGGAGGUAAAUAAAAAAGAUGCUGGAAUUCAAGUGCAGCUGUAGCAGUGUCCGUUAGAUUGCAGCAGCAGUCAGCCUCCAUAGGGUGGCGACGUUUCUUAAAAAAUAGCAGCUCCAGCAGAAUUUUUUUUUUGUUUUGUUAUACUGUAGCAAAGAAACCAUGUAAAAUCUUUCCCUUCCACAGUUGUUCGAUGGGAAGAAAAUCUACCAACCUCAUUGGUAUUCCUAACCAGCAGUCUUUUCACAUCCAUCUUAAAGCCAGAACACUGUGACAGAGCUCAGACUUUAUUGUCAGAGUAACAAUUCUUCAGAUUUCUUAAAUGCAGAUUUUAAUAUGAUCAUACGAUUUUACUAAGUAGCUUAGUAAAAGGCAAACGCAACAAUACCAGCAUUAAUUCAAUGCGGUCUCUUCUGGAAAUAAUAAAAUAUAUCUUCU